Anolis carolinensis (green anole) is the source of this 14770-nucleotide messenger RNA. RefSeq names its product kinase suppressor of ras 2 (gene ksr2). Gene Ontology annotation, biological process: calcium-mediated signaling; Ras protein signal transduction; protein phosphorylation. The transcript is spliced from 21 exons. The coding region runs from base 976 to 3978 and encodes 1000 amino acids. Gene Ontology annotation, cellular component: cytoplasm; cytosol; plasma membrane. The record is from RefSeq and is a predicted model, not a curated record. NCBI's taxonomy places the organism in Eukaryota, Metazoa, Chordata, Lepidosauria, Squamata, Anolidae. Gene Ontology annotation, molecular function: protein kinase activity; ATP binding.
CUGUGCGGAGGGCUGCGAGACACUUUGUCCCGUCCGAGCAAAGCGGAGCGGAGCGGAGAGGGACCCUUCUCCACGCCGCGCCGAGAUUUGCUGGCCGGGCCUUAGUAGGCUGACCCGGGGGGUUGGUUUGUUCGCUUGCUCACUUACUCACUCAUUCGGGAGUGAUUCUUUUCCAGCUUCUUGAGCACAGAGCGGAGAAAGAAGAGUCAGAGGAGGAAGAAGCCAAGGGAGAGCGCGAGGCCGGCGGGCGACUUUUCCCGGCCGCGGGACCCGACGGGACGGGUCCCGCGGCCGCGAAGCGGGGCCGGCGAGGGAAGCGCCUCCUUGGGUUGGGGCUCGAGCACCUUGGGCGAAGGAGGGAAGCAGCGGGGCGCUGGGUGGGGGCUUGUCCGGAGAAGCCUGGCUCGGGGCGCGGGGCGGGUGAGGCGAGGGAGGCGAGGCGAGGGGACUCCCGAGUGGCUUCCCUGCCCGGCGACUCUGCUUGCGGGCGGCUCCUCCUCCUUGAUUGACAAAGCCCGGCGCGGGCAGGAGAAGGAGCGGCAGCGGGAGAGAAGGAGCGAGGCUGCCUAGCUGGCUUCCUCCGCGGCGUGCCCUCCUCCCUCUGCUCCCCGCUUCCCCGUCGGUAGGCGCCGCGCAUCCCGGGGCUCCCGGCGCGGGAGGAGGGAAGCAGGGAGCGGAGGAGGAGGAGGAGGAGGAGGAGGGGGAGGAGGCAGCCAGAGCGGGAAGACGGCGUCGGCGGGGGGCUCUCCGCCUUGGGAGGAGGCGAGGCGGCGGCUGCGGGCCGGUCUGGCGCGGUGGGGGCGGCCAGGAGGGGGGAGCCGCGUCGCCGCCGCCGCCUCUGCGCUGCCCGUCAGCCUCGCCUGGGCCGAAGGAGGCUUCGGCGGCGGCGGAGGCGGCGGCGGCGGCGGCGCCCAGCUCUUCUUCUUCCGCCUAGUCCGGGAGGAGGGGGGGGCAGGGGCGGCCGAGGCAGCAGCGAUGGACGAGGCGCCCGCCCCGGCCGAGCAGCCGCAGCCGCGGCAGGAGCAGCUCCAGCAGGAGCAGGAGCCGCCGCCGCCGCCGCCGCUGAGCCUGCAGAAAGCGCUGCAGCAGUGCGAGCUGGUCCAAAACAUGAUCGACAUCAGCAUCUCUAACCUGGAGGGGCUGCGCACCAAAUGCGCCACGUCCAACGACCUCACGCAGAAGGAGAUCCGCACCUUGGAGACUAAACUGGUGAAGUAUUUCAGCCGUCAGCUCUCUUGCAAACGGAAGGUGGCCCUGCAGGAGCGCAAUGCCGAGCUGGAAGGCUUUCCACAGCUUCCCCAUUGGUUCCGCAUUGUCAACAUCCGCAAGGAGGUCAUAGAGGAAAUCACUCCUGCUCAAUUGAGCCUGGAGGACCUUCUGGAAAUGACAGAUGAACAGGUCUCUGAGACAGCAGAGAAGUAUGGGGCCAACAAAGAGGAAUGUGCCCGACUCAAUGCCUCCCUUGCCUGCCUCAGGAUUGUCCACAAAUCAGGAAGCAGUCUUUCCAAGCAGGAUUGGACCAUUCAGUGGCCAAAGACAACUGAGACUGGCAAGGAGAAUAACCCCAUGUGCCAAAUGGAGACCAUGCAGUGGAUCCGCACUAAUCUUUCUCCAAGUCCCAAAGCUCAGGCAAAGUGCAUUCAGCAUUACUGCCAACCGGCUGUGUCACACGGAGCGGUGUUUACCCAUGUGGAGAGGCUGACUGUGGAAGGCUUUCCAGGGCGCGGUCCUCCAAUGGAAUCCGGCCACCGCUCCUUGCCCCCCUCCCCACGCCAGAGGCACGUUGUCCGUACUCCACCACGCACCCCAAAUAUCGUCACCACCAUGACUCCGCUUGGCACCCCACCAGUCCGGAGGAGAAACAAGAUGAAACCAGCAGGCACGCCACCCCCUUCCUCUAGGAAACUGAUUCACCUGUUCCCAGGCUUAACAGCUUUACAUCGCAGCAAAUCCCAUGAGUUCCAGCUAGGCAAUAGAGUGGAGGAGGCUCACACCCCUAAAACCAAGAAAAAAAGCAAGCCUCUGAAUCUCAAGAUCCACAGCAGUGUGGGGAGCUGUGAGAACAUUCCAGCCCAGCGCUCUCCCCUCCCAGAACGCUCCCUGCGAUCUUUCUUUGUUGGACACCGCCCUUUCCUUCCUUCUACCCCUCCUGUCCACACCGAUGGCCCCUCCUCAACAACCUUCCUUCAGCCUGUUCCCAGUGCCAAUGCUGCUGAAAGCCUACCAGCUAGACAGAGGAGGAGGAAAAAAGGGUUCUGGGCAGGCAUAAAAAGCUUCUUUGUCAAAGCCUUGGUUAAUGGAGAUACUCUGUCAGUCCCUCGGUGGUCCCCGCAAAUUCCUCGGCGGGAUCUGGGAAACUCAAUCAAACACAGGUUUUCCACCAAGUACUGGAUGUCUCAGACAUGUACUGUUUGCGGGAAAGGAAUGUUGUUUGGACUGAAAUGUAAAAACUGCAAGCUAAAGUGCCACAACAAAUGCACCAAAGAGGCUCCACCUUGUCACCUGUUGAUCAUCCAUCGUGGAGCAAGAUUAGUCCGGACGGAAUCUGUGCCAUGUGAUAUUAACAACCCAUUACGGAAGCCCCCCAAAUAUGCAGAACUGCAUGCCAGCCAGACCCUUCCCAAAACCAACAAAAUCACCAAGGAUAACAUCCCAGCGCCCUACCAGCCUGAUUCCAGCAGCAAUCCCUCCUCAACCACCUCAUCCACCCCUUCCUCGCCAGCUCCUCCUCUGCCACCAAGUGCCACUCCGCCUUCUCCCUUGCACCCCUCCCCGCAGUGCUUGCGGCAACAGAAACAGUGCAAUGUGCCAGGUGCCCCUUUGUCAUCCCAGUACUACAAGUCCAAGCAGCAAUUCAUCUUUCCGGAUAUUGUGCCUGAGACAUCUACCCGAACACCCCAAGUUGUUCUCCAUCCAGUGAAUUCUAGCACCAUCCUGGAAGGAAAUCCAUUACUUCAAAUUGAAGUGGAGCCAACCUCCGAGAAUGAACAGGGAAAUGAUGAGGAAUAUGAGGAUGAGUUUGAUGAGAUGAACCUCUCCCUCCUCUCUGCUCGCAACUUCCCUCGCAAAGCCAGCCAGACCAGCAUUUUUCUGCAAGAAUGGGACAUCCCCUUUGAGCAGUUGGAGAUUGGUGACCUGAUUGGCAAGGGUCGCUUUGGACAGGUGUUUCAUGGGCGCUGGCAUGGGGAGGUGGCCAUCCGCCUCAUUGACAUUGAGCAGGACAAUGAAGGCCAGCUGAAGGCUUUCAAGAGAGAAGUGAUGGCCUACAGGCAGACCCGACAUGAGAAUGUGGUCCUCUUCAUGGGUGUUUGCAUGAGCCCUCCCCAUCUUGCUAUCAUCACCAGCCUGUGCAAAGGACGAGCCCUCUAUGUAGUGGUGAGAGAUGCCAAAACUGUUCUGGAUGUCAACAAAACAAGGCAGAUUGCUCAAGAGAUUGUGAAGGGAAUGGGCUAUCUUCAUGCCAAGGGGAUUCUCCACAAAGAUCUGAAAUCUAAAAAUGUUUUCUAUGACAAUGGGAAAGUUGUUAUCACCGACUUCGGCCUCUUCACUAUAUCAGGAGUUCUGCAAGCAGGCAGAAAGGAGGAUAGGCUGCGUGUCCAGCAUGGCUGGUUAUGCUAUUUGGCUCCAGAGAUCAUCCACCAGCUCUCACCUGAGACAGAAGAAGACAAGCUGCCUUUCUCCAAGCACUCUGAUGUCUUUGCUUUUGGCACCAUCUGGUAUGAGCUGCAUGCUCGGGAAUGGCCCUUCAAGACCCAACCAGCUGAGGCAAUCAUUUGGCAAAUCGGUCGAGGGAUGAAGCCAAACCUCAGCCAGAUUGGCAUGGGGAAGGAGAUCUCGGACAUUCUGCUCUUUUGCUGGGCCUAUGAACAGGAUGAACGACCAACCUUCUUAAAGCUCAUGGAGAUGCUGGAGAAACUGCCAAAGCGGAACCGUCGCCUUUCCCACCCUGGCCACUUCUGGAAGUCAGCAGAGCUGUGACAGAUGGCUCAGAGGGAUGGUGCCUUUUUAUGCCUUCCUUCCUCACUUCACCACCACCACCACCACCACCACCACCACCACCACCACCUCCUCCUCCUCCUCCUCCUCCUCCUCUUCCUCAAUCCAUGGAAGGUAUGGCAACCUGGGCAAGUCCCAGAACAAAAGAGCAACAGACUCGUGGUUUUUUUUCCUCCAGAAUGGACCCAACGCCCCAAUAGCAAGAGUUGCACUCUGUCUCAGGGUGCAGACGAAGAGCAGGUGGGACAACAUUUGAAGCAGUUUUUGAAUGAAGUCCUACAAGAACGCUCUUCUGCGCUGCCUUCUGCUAACAACAUUGGAAACGUGGGACACCAUCUGGUCUUUGAGUCCCUCCCGCUGGUUGCUCUUUCAUCAAGAGUUUCAUUGGAGGGUCACCAUUUCUGUGAAGCUAUGAGCAGCGCCUUUCCCAGCUGAUGUGGAUUUUAUUCAAAUUGAGUUUAUUUGUUGUGUUAUCUUAUUGUAUUCAUUUGGAGAUAAAUGCUUCUGAACCCUUUUCUCCCUAGUUAAAUGCCUACAAGAGCUACUGCAAAAGAGAGCAGGAUUCCUGAACUAUUGGUCAUUCAGCUACUAAAGAUGCAGUAACCCUGCACUCUUUUGCAUCUGUUUGUCCUUACAGCGGGUGGGGGUCCCCUGGUAGCAAAUUCCUCAUUUGAACACCUGAGAACUCAAAUGAGGUUGACAAAUUUGUGACCCUCCAGAUGUUGUUGGACCACAACCAGAGUUUGGUUUGGUGACUUUUGGGACUGCAACUCUCAGAAUCCUCCAGCUAACACAGCCAGUUGCUGUGUAAACUAGGGGGAAUUCUGGGAGAUGCAGUCCUAAAGUCACCUCUGCAAGCUUGGGCUGCAACUCCCAUGCCUAGUCACACUCCACUGUGCUGGCUGAGACUAAUGGGAGUUUCAGCCCAACAACCUUAACAAAACCCUGCAGCCUUCGCCCCUGCCCUGCCCUUCGUGAUUAUCAGCCCAGUAUUUGCAGUUGUGCUUGUUUCUUUGGUGUGUGGAACUGGUUGCUUUUCCAGCCUUCCUUGCUCUCUCUGUUGCUGCUUCCUUCUUGAUUGUACGUGGCAUAUUCAGUGUCUCAUGCAGGAGUGUGUCAGUGCUUGGAAAUGUUACUUUUGUGGACUAGUGGGGAAUUGUGCAACCUGUCGCUCCUAUCGUUAGCAUUUCCAUAGUCUCCUUCUAACCAGGAGCUGCUUCUGUCUGCUUAGAUAUUUGAUCAGGCACGCAUGCAUCCAUCAGUGCUCUGCUAGAUGGCAGGGCUUUACGAAUUGGACAUGGCGUGGACAACACAGCCUGCGUGCCAGGUGAGCUUGUGGAAGCCUCCUUCUCUACCCCUGCUUCAGAUCCAGUUGCUGGCUAGCAAGAUGUAGGGUCCCAGAAAUAGUGGGGGAAAGGAUAGGAGAAAAAACUUCUACCCCCAUUGGAGUGGUGGUGGGUGGGGUAUGUUUGUCCUAUUUUUCCCCAAGCUUUUUAUCUGGGCCUUUGCAUCUCUCCUCUCAGCUGUCUGGGACUCCCUUCCAACCAUGUGUUUGUGCUAUAGCUGAACUUUCAGACAUCAGGCCAGCCUAUUUCUUCUGAUGGAGGAGGUAGAUGCUGCCCUGAUGCUAUAGUUGUUGUAAGGUUGCCUUCUGUACAUAGUUAUUUGUUUCAGGCAGGAACAUAACUUGCUGUACCCCUGCCUGCGAUUUCAAACAGGUUGUUGUUUGAAGUUACACGUGUUACGGCAUUUGACAAUGCCUUGCUUACAAAUGGGAUAAGAGGGCUAUAUUCUUCAUCUUAUGCCCCCCCGGGGGCCUCAUUGUAGAAAGGAAACCAAUAGGGUUUCAACAUUCCAUUUUAGAACUGUGGCAGAAUUUCUUUGUAUUUAUUUAUUUAUUAUUUAUUUAUUUAGAUGCUAUAGUUGCACCCUGGAUUUCCUCUGUUAACGCUCUCAUAACGUACAUGGCUCUUCUUCUUCCAACCCUUGUAGCCAGCCGCUUAGGUGGGCCAGACUGCUGUUGCUAGGCCCAAAUUCACCACAUCUGUCUCAUGGCCAAGUGGGAGUUAAAGUCUGGGUCUUGACUGUCCUAGUCCAACCAUGGCAUUUCAGUGCCUUUGAUAUUGUUCUCUGAAUCCCACGCCCAAAGAAAGCUACUUUCCAGUUUUCUUUCUCCUAAUAAUCUGGUCCAAUAUCUGUGUGGCAGUCACUGUGUUUUCUCCACAAUAUGGGGACACUGCAACAAGCGCAGAAUUGCUUCUGGAGCCACAUGGAGCAAGAAAACUGAAAUGAAACAGUUGGGGGGGGGGGGGGCAGAGGGGUGUAAGUAGCUUCUAUGGCUAAUGGUGAGCCUUUCCCUGAGAAAAUGGAGAAAUCCUUCCCUGCUUGACUCUAGUGCUUUAACCCUCACUUGUAGACUCUAUCACUGUUGAGUCCAAGUCUUGGUUCUCUCCCAGGUUUCCAUGUCUUUGUGUUGUCUCUCCAAAGCUAUGCUCCUCAUUCCGUGCUUCUCCUCUUGGGUCAGAUCUGUGCGAUGUGUCACCAAUAUUUUGCUGAUUCCCAGGCCUUGGUUACACAGGGCAAGGAUGGCAAAACCUUCAUGUACAUCAGAGCUCUUCCAUGACCAGUCCAGGUUCUGAUAGGAGAGGUGAGGUCUGCUGACAUUUUUUCAUUCCAGCCCUCACAGCAAGGAAUCUGGCAGGUCCAACUGAAAUGUUAUGUAUUUUGAAAGGAAAUGGGUUAGGAAAUGGGCAAAUACAAAUUGCCUUCAUAAUCCGUCUGAGAUGUAUGAUUCCUUUGGUUGUGGAAACAACAAGUUUGGGAAGUGGGCCACUUUGGCAGCCUGUGGCCCACAAUUUUCACACACGUAUCUUGCAGGCUGCCCAAGCCCAGACAUAGUGGAAAAAUUACCAAAAGGGCAUGGCCCAAAGGCCAUUUCUGCGCUUGUUUUAUGAGUUGGGGGCAUCCUGUGCCCUAUGUUCUCAUGAAAUCACUGUUCCCCCAGGCCUCCAGUAGCAGAGAAAGCAUUUUAAAGCUGUUUUUAAAAUGUUUUUGCAGCAUGAGGGGGUAUUACAGGGGCUCAGGGAAGCCUUGGGAUGGCAAAAGUAGGCUUUGGGGGCCGCCUCUGGCUCUCUAGGCACCUUUGCCAGCCCCUCAGUAGACUCUUUGUAACUGUGGAAUGUCACUCAUUUCACUUGUUUGGGUUGAACCCAAAUGUCCAUCUUUUUUUCAAACUAAAGAAGGAUUCUCCCUUUUUGCGAGGGCAGGAUAAGUGCUUCAUAACUUUGUUCUCCAUUUCCAUCCUCUCAUCAUAGCUGGGUUGUUCUAACAGUUAUGGCAACACUCAUUCAUUAGAGAGGUGCCAUUUUUUUUUCUCUUAUAAUGAAAUCAAAACCUAAGCGUGACCUGAGAGAAUGGGGGUUGGUAGCUGCAACUCGAUUUGGCUUCAGGACAAAGAAUCCAAGUAAGCAGGUCUGGCUGAGAACAAGGGCAUGGCUGCCUUUCCUCCAUCAGAGUAUUUCAGCCAUGGACAAGUGAUGCUCCUGAGGAGCAGGGCACUCCAUCUCUGCUAGCAGCAUGGGGAGACAAACAACUUGACCCUCUGCAAAGCAUGAAUGAGCAAUUGCUAAAAGGGUUGGACAGUGUGUCCCCUGCCAACAGGGCAGGACAAGGGAGCAUUUUCACAGUAGAAUACCCUCUUGCUUGGCAGGUACAUUAGUCGGCGGCUGGGGGGGAAUGUUGAUGAAGGAGGGCAGACUAACAGGGCCCUGUCCCAACUUUAACCAGAUGUUCAUGAGAUAGACCAGGGACUAGGUUAAAAACAAGGAACAGAUAUUGUCAAGAAGCAAAGAAAUUACAGUCCCCACUGCUCUUUUCGUUUCUUUAAGGUGGGGGGGGGGGUGUCUACCAAGGUGGCGUUGUGGGUAGCAAUUAACCUAGACAUGCUCAGUAGUGGUUGGAAUUGAUCAAAGUACAGCAUGUUCUAGAAGAAAGCACAAAGUACUAUUCAGUUCUGUCACUCUCUCUCAAACACACAUACACACACUUACAUUUCUUAAGUGGGCCAGAUCAUUACUAGUAACUACGAUAAGCUGCGAUAGUGUAUUUGGCAUAGUUCUAAGCAUCAAGGCAGUGUGGACUGAAAGCUGCUGUCAUGGGUCUUUUCUGAGGACAGUUUUGAAUGCCUAUAUUAAACUCAUCCGUCAGUGUUGAGACUAGAAACUUGGGUUGCAAUUGAAAACUAUCCAAAUCAAUGACUCUUUUGAUCUUCAUUGCAGUGGAAAGGAGACUGGAAGGAAGGAAUACAGACAGAGUGACAGAAGUAGGUUUUUAACCCAUGUCUGCUGGCAGAUAAACCUCUUUCAAGACAGUUUUAUUGCCCACUUCAAUCCUUCUCAAAUUUUCCAUUUUUCUUAGUGCAGAGACCAUAUUUGGACCAUAUUUGGAUAUGGCAAGACUGCAACCAUCUUGUCUCUGAUGCAACUUUUCUAAACUGUGCCUAAGUUGCCCUGUUUGCCUUUCAUUAUGCAGUGAAGAGCGCUGUCCUGUCACCAUUGUUGAAGGUCAGAUUCAGCUGCCAGCCACAUUAACAUCCACAAGUGCAUUUGAGUGGGUGUGUGCCAUCAUCUCCUUGGCCUCAGGCAGCAAAACGAUAUGGACUAGCCAUGUGGCAUAGCCACCACAUUUUUAAAAAUCACAUUUAGAAGACUUUUAAGGACAUGACUAGGUGAUCUUUCUCCUCAAACACUUUGCCAAGGUGAGCAGGUUUGCAGAGAGCCAGACAGGAGUGUUCUCUGUGGAUUCAAGAGCACUUGAUAUUCAGGAAGCAAAAGGAAGAAGCAGGAGGGAGCUUGUUUCGCUCACUUCUCUGCCCUAUAAAAAGGUUAAUUACCAAAUAGUGCUUGGAGUUUGCAUGGAUCCCAAUGGUGUCUUGAGUUCUGGAAGAGCGGUAUGUUUCGGAGAGUGACCAGCAUCACGAGGUGGAUAGCAGUGUAUGCCCUAAAUCAGAAGGCUGCUGCCAUGAACACAAUGGUCUACUUUAAAUUUGUAGAGAAUGUUUACAUGUAUAUUUGUGUGCCUUUACUUGUACCCUUUUGCUGGGUCUUUGUUAAGUUAGAUUUAUGGAAUGUAUAGUAUUGUAUGUGAUGUAUUCUACUUUUUAUAGGCAGGGCAGCAGACAAGACAAGGGCGCAUGUGGUAAGAACAGAUGAGUUACAGCAGGACAAAGUCACGUGUGGUAAGACCAGGCUAUGACACGUAUGGCAAAAUCACUUCAGCUACACCGGGUCCCAACUGAAACAAGGCAGAGUCUUUCAGGACCUUGGACAGAGCAGUCAGGCAGCCAGCCUGCUGAAAGGGAACUGUUGCUUCAGCAAAGUGCAAAGGCUUUAAGGAAGGUUAGUCAGAGGUGUCUUGCUUCUUCCGCUCACCCCCCUUCCUGAUCUCUCUACCCUUAAAGGGUUCUUGCUAAGGUUUGGCCCAGAAGUCUGUCUUCUGAGAGCAGAAUCCUAUUAACCUUAUAACCAAGUGAGCCGCCUGUACAAUGCCAUUGUUUUACUUUAACAUCUUAGAAUGACGGUCUUACACAUAGGAGUAGGAGAAUAAGACUAAAUGAGACCAUUCGGCCAACAUCCGCCAUAAAUUCCUUGAUCGCCUUCUCCUUCCCUUCAGGCAAGGGUGUCAUUUGCAUCACACAGCCUUAUUUUUGAAAGUCUUUGUUAUUAAUAACAAAUCUUAAUUUUUCCCACCUUCCCUGAUCUUUAUCGCUUAGGUCCCCACCACCCACUUCAACCCCAGCUUUUUUCUGUAGAUUUUUAUCCGGUUUAAAAAUAACUCGCUCUUCGAAACAGAGGAUACAAGGGAAAUCACCACAAUACCAUCUAAUAGGAGAUCCGCAGGAGUGACAGGGGUCAUCCGGUAGCUUGGAUUUAUUAGCAAGCUCCAUAGAGACAUGGGUUUAUUUACAGAUCUGCCAAGCAAGCUUUCGAUCUCUCCCCCCCCCCCCCCCACUCCAUUUCAGGCCCUUGCAUCUGGCUUUGUUCAUUCACAAAAUGGCUCCUAUGCACAACAAGCAAAAGGAAACUGGACACCCCAAAUGCAGGGGAUAGAUGAAGGAUUUAAUUUAUUUUGUUUUACUUUUUAGGUAAGAGCUUUUUAAAAAUGUUGUGAGUGCAAAAUUAGGGUUACCUAAUUCUGAAGACCCUUUAAGGGUUUGCUUAAAGGCUCCUCAUUUUUAAGAUAUCCUGAUUCUUCAGAAUUAGCUUAAAUAAUAAUAAUAAUAAUAAUAAUAAUAAUAAUAAUAAUAAUAAUAAUAAUAAUAUACUUUAUUUCUAGACUGCACUCUCUCCCCAGAGGGACUUACAUAUAAACAGCAAACAUUCAAUGCCACAAUUUUGUCAUUAAUAUUCAAAGUAUAAAAUGACAAUAACAUACAGAUUAUAAUAAAAAUUCCACAUUAGAAAAACAAUAAAUUUAAACAUGACAGUCAGUAAAAACAUUAUUGCACAGAGCGAGCGUAUACCUGGACAAAUUUAAAUGGCCAAGUUGCUUAAAAUGACAUCCUUGCCUGAUGGGAAGGAGAAGAAGACCAAAGAAAUGUAUUAUUAUUAUUACUAUUAUUAUUAUUACUAUUACAUUAUCAAUGGUCUGGGAACUAUGAGCCCCUAUGAGGAGCAGCUUAGAGAAUUGGGGAUAUUUAGCCUAUAGAAGAAAAUAUUCAGAGGGGACGUGAUAGCCACUUUUAAAUAUUUGAAAGGAUGUCGUGUUGUUUUCUGCUGCCAGAGACCAGGACACGAAGCAAUGGAUUCAAACUACAGGGAAAGAGAGUCCACCUAAACAUUAGGAAGAGCUUCCUGAUGGUAAGAACAGUUCAGCUGGGAGUCUGGUGGAGGUUGAAUGGCUAUCCUUUUAGAGUACUUUGAUUGCGUCUUCCUUCCUGGCAGAAUGGGGUUGGACUAGAUGGCCUUGGGGGGGUCUCCUCCAACUCUAGGAUUCUAUUAUAGUUGUGUAAGAACACAGAGCAAUGGAUUCAAAUUUCAGGGAAAGAGAUUCCAGCUAAACGUUAGGAAGAACAUUCUGACAAGUAAGAGCUUUUUGACAGGUGAAGUGUAGUGGUGUGUCCUUCUCUGGUGGUUUUUAAGCAGAGGCUGGAUGGUGGUUUGUCCGGAUUGCUUUGGUUGUGUAUUCCUGGUUGGCAGAAUAGAGUUGGACUGAAUUGCUUUGGAGGGGGGUCUCCUUCAACUAUAGGAUUCUAGAAUUAACUUGGUGUCUGUGUGCAAUCAGAGGUAAUAAAGAGUUUGGCUAUGGGAGACUUUUUAAAAAGAAAAAUAACAACGUACCUCUCCUUUCCUCUACCUUAUUAUUAUUAUUACUAUUAUUAUUAUUAUACACCACUUGUUCUCUCUUAGAAGAGAGAUAAAUAAAAACAGGGCAAAUUAAGAGCUACAAAGAAACUAGCACCAUAUUUAUAAAUGUAAUUUAGAGAAACUGGAUUUUAGAAACCUUUGCUAUACUAAGCCAUGGAUUUCAGUGGGAAAAUAACUGCUGGCAGUUACUGACCCUGUGUGGCACAGAUAGUGUUGAUCUUGGCCAAUGUGUCCUGCAUUGUGAGAACUGUGCACAAAAAUGCAUUUCUAGACUUAUACCUGAAUCUAUAGAGUAGCCACUGAACCUGGCCCAAGUUUCCCACCCUGGUUUUAGUCAGUGGAGAGGGUGUAAACUUUGUAGUUACUUGCUAGGUUGUCACUUUUGUAACAGCAGGAAAAUUGGAUGGAAGGUUGGUCAGUUUGUAGCAGAGGGAAGUCAACCUGCCUCUCUUCUCUGCCAGUUCACUGCAGCAGUUGGAGUGGCAGAUGCCUUGUUGGAGUGGCAUGCCUGCUUUAGACACAAAAGUAUCUUCUUUCUUUCUUUCUUUCUUUCUUUCUUUCUUUCUUUCUUUCUUUCUUUCUUUCUUGGGAGCAUUCAGUGGUUUUGAUCACAGGCAGUCUAGAGAGUGAAUCUUCCAGAUCUUGGGACACUUUCCCCAAGUUUUGGGGGGCGGGGGAUGUUUCUUGAUCGGCCAGGCAAUGUUUGGCCAGUUUUUUCAGCUUCAUUGUAUUCAACUGAACUGACUCUUGACUACAGCCUGACAUCCUACCAUUUCCAUAAUCCCUGAUAGAUAGAAGUUGGGGGCUUUAUCUCAUCGGUCAUCUGAAUAUCCCAUUCAGUAGGUGAGCAGCAACAGAGAUGAAAUGAAACCAGACUACAGAGAAAUAAGAAGAUAGGAUCAGUGUGCACAGGGAUAUCUCAAUUGAUACAAAAAUCAUACAAGCAAAGCAAAUUUUAGAAAGCUUAAGGGAGCAAACGUUUUAAAAAUUCCCUAGGAAUGAAGAGUCUUAGAUGUCCCAGAAAAGGAAGUGGAACACCAUGUGCAUACCUUGAACUGCUUCUAGCAACGUUUCACUGCCACUGCCCUUCAGAUGCUUUAGACUCCCAACUCUCAGAAUCGAAAGCCAAUGUGGCCAAUAGCUAGGGAUUCAGGGAGAUGAGGUCCAAGAUUGGUGGGCCAAAAAAUAAGAACUAUUGUCAUGUAAGAUUAUUCAAGGGGGCACAUCUGGUUGGAAGGCCUAACAGGAAUAAUUGGUUUGUGAUAUUACCUGUUCAAAGUAUGGAUUGGGAUCAUUAUGACAUUCAGAAAUUCACUGUGGUAUGGAGACAGUCACCUGGGGAAAAUGAGAACGUUACCAUCACGAUCCCUGUAGCCCACUUUGGUGUGGUCCUUGCAGACACAUGGAUUGACUGAGCAGCCUCCAGAUGUGUUUGAUGAAGUUCAGGUCACUGUGUCUGAGUAUUAUGGGAGUUGUAGUCUCACGUAUCUGGAAGGUGUCUGACUGUGCUGUUUUGUUUGUUUGUUUUUUUAGUUCAGUGGUUCUCAACCUGUGGGUCCCCAGGUGUUCUGGCCUGCAACUCCCAAAAGUUUUAACAGCUGAUAAAAACUGGCUGGGAUUUCUGGGAGUUGUAGGCCAAAACACCUAAGGACCCACAGGUUGAGAACCACUGGUUUAGUUAGUUAAAGUACAAAGAUGCCAAGCGACAGGGAGCUUCAUUCAGAUUCAUUCUCCAUAAAACUACACUCUUUUCUGCCUUCUGUACAUAAAUACAUGUAAAUAUAGGCUCACGUCUGUAUGUAUGCAUAGAUACGUAGAAAUACAUGCCAAAUCUCAGAUACUGUACAGCUUGGGUUUUGUUCUUGUUUUUGUUGUUUAAAAUGGCUGCUUUUGUGUUCUGUGUGGAUGUGCAGAGUGAGCUGUGACGUAUCAGUGUGGUCCAAUUCCCAAGCGGGGCAGUGGUGUAAGCAAAAUCCAUUCCACGAAGUGCACAGAACUCUUGUGGAAGCUGUGUAGUGCCAAUAGGCUGCUCUCUCUCGUUUUUCAUGCUUUCUUUCUGAAGUGUUCUUUGGUCAACUUACUCAAGCCAUUGUAAAGGUGUUUUAAAAAAUUAUGUUAUGUAGAUGCACAAGGACAUAUAUACAUUUGUUGUUGUGGUUUUUUUGAAGUAUUGAUCAUCACUACAGGAAAGGUAUUCUUGAUCUCAGAAGGAUUCAGUGAUCCUUUAAUCUAGAGGUGGGUAUUCUGCAUCCCACAUGCUCAGAAAAAUGCUGGGGGGGGGGGUAGAAUAAAUACAAAUAAAAAGUUUAGUGAGUGGAAGAAGGGUCCUAAACCACCACCAGCACCCCCCUUCCCCAGUUGCACUCUGACUUAAUCCAGAUCUAUAUUUGAAUCACUAACAAAGCAGAAAUAUCGAAGUGGUCCAGCAAGACAUUUGGGCUACUGCCUUCUUUGACUGCUCUGAGAUUAAUUCAAUUCCUUGUAUGUCGUUGGGCAUUAUCAUGAGAUGGUGGCAGUUAUAACAAAAUGCAGACAACUGGAACACUGCCACCUUGACUGUAUGUCUCUGAAUACGGAAUUGCAAAGCAUUUUGCUAUCAUAUGUCAAUAUUUCUGUUUUGUUAGUCAUGGGAGAGAGAGCGUGAGAGACAAAGUUAUAUACAGUAUGUCUUCAGUUCUAAGACAUACAUUCAUUCCAGCAUCACCAACAGAAAACUUUAUUUGCUCGGUUCUAAGGCGCACCCCAUUUUAAAAUAUGUUAUAUGUGCGUCUUAGAAUGGAAGAACUAAAGUAUAUACUAUCAGACAUAUAGAAAAGGAAGAUAUAUUAUACUAUCAGAAAGGCAAUUGACCAUCCACAUGCAUUAAAGUGCAUUCAUUUUAGAAAGCAGUAAAAGGAAAACAAAGGGACAGCAAAAAACCACUUUUGAGUGGAAGUUUCGUUGAGUUAAAAAGUUUUGGGCAGCAGGAUAUGUGUAACAAACUAUCCUGCUGGACCAUGUUCCCAUUCAUUAAAAAAUUACAAUUAUAAAUAACUAUAUAUGGAUUAUAAAUAUACUUAUUUUGUGGUGGUUGAUACUGAAUUGUCACCGUUGGUGGGGAAAGGGCGAUACAAACAAAACCACUGACUUGAGUGCAACCCGAAACUGGAAACAAACAAUGGCAUGGUGGUUCUCCUUGCAGAUUGUAAAUUUGUACAGUUACCAUUUAUAAAGUUUUCUAUACGCAAAGGGAAGUAUUUAUACUUUCUAUGGUUUGACUGGGGUGUGAGAUGCUGUAGACUGCACGUUUGAAACAAAACGACAGGUGGGUGGCUUUUCCUUUCUUCUUUGGUUUCCUUGUGCUUUUGUGAGGUGUUUGGUGAGUAAAUUAUGUAUGAAUUAUUUAUUCCAAUAAAAAAUUCAAAAUUAAA